AUGGUCGUUUGGCAUUCUCGACGAAGUAUCGUGGCGUUAGCGUGGCUGUCGAUCGUUCUGACCUGUUCAGCCACUCGUCGCGAGGAUCUCGAGAGGGCUGCGGAGUUGGCAGUGGAGAAGGCAGCCGAGAGGGCAGCAGAGAGAGCCGUGGAGAAGGUGCUGGAAAGCGGCAAUUCCACCACGGAAACGAAAACCGUACGAGAAUCGUACUCCACGGUCCGGAAGGCUCCGUACAACAGGAAAUUCGAGGGCCGCUCAUCGUCGUUAGAGGACGAAGGUGAAAAAGAGGACGACACGGUAGAUUCGUGGAGAUACGUUUCGAGGCUAUCGGGAUCGAGACUAACGGGAGGAUGGUUGGGCAAUGUCGAGGACGAAUGGAGAAGAUUUCCGAGAAGCGAAUCGUUCCACGAGAUUUCGUCGUGGCAGCGGCCGAGAGCGGUAACCGUGGAGAAGAAGGUGCCGGUACCUGUUACCGUCGAAAAGAAGGUACCGUAUCCGGUGUAUCAACACGUACCGUACGAAGUGAAGGUGCCUGUACCGCAACCGUACAUCGUCGAGAAGAGAGUCCCGUAUCCUGUCAAAGUGUUCGUCAACGUACCCGUCGAGGUGCCUGAACCGUACACCGUCGAGAAGAAAGUACCUUACGAGGUGAAGGUGGACCGACCUGUACCGUAUACCGUGGAGGUAGCUGUGCCUCAACCGUAUACCGUGGAGAAAAAGGUACCCGUGGAGGUGCCGGUGCCGGUGCCGCAACCGUACACCGUCGAUAAAACAGUGCCGUACGAGGUGAAAGUGCCGGUUAAAGUUCCUCAGCCUUACCAAGUGGAGAGCAGAGUACCUGUACCGGUGAAGGUGCUGGUGGACCGACCAUAUUCCGUACCGGUGCCUAAACCGUAUCCGGUGGAGAUCGCGAAACCCUAUCCGGUGCCGGUCGAUAAACCGUACGGUGUACCGAUCAAGGUUCCUGUGGACGCACCGUAUUCGGUACCGGUCGAGAGGCCGGUACCCGUCCCGGUAAAGGUACCUGCACCCGAGCCCUACGCUGUCGAGAAACCUGUCCAGGUGGAAGUGAAGAAGCAUUAUCCCGUGCCCGUCAAGGUACCAGUGGACAGACCUUACGAGGUGUACGUGACGAAACCGGUGCCUGUUCCGCUCGAGAAACCGUUUCCUUAUUGGGUACAGGUACCGGUACCUGUUGAUCUUCGCUGGAAAACUGGUUUCAAGGACAGGAAAGAUUCGAACGAGAAACGGCAGGCCGAAAGAUCGCGCAGCAUCUCGAGAUACUUAUCCUAGAAACGUGUUCGCCGGGAAGCGCCUCGAGUACUUUGUUAUUUAUUUUGACUGGAUCCUUGGAUACGAAAGGGUUCAGAAUUCUUCGUGUACAAAAAGAAAAAAAGAAAAAAAGAAAAAAAGAAAAAAAUCGUUUCGAAUACUUUUCACUCAGGAGUAUGUAAGAUUCUAGUAAAUAAGUUUGUAAGGAGAAAUAAAAAGUCGACGUCGUUUUGGUCCUUGUUCUUUCCACGAUGUAAUUUCGUCUCUUUGUUAGAUCAUUCGAUUAACCUGUUUGCUGCUUCGAUAGAAAGUCGUGUACUCUGCGCGUGGUAAUAAGCGUAAGUAUUGCACGGACGAAAGGUUGACGUUUAUAGGGAAGUAUAGCGCCAGAAAGAAAUGUCCGUGUGAACGUUCCGAGCGUAUAGUAGAUAGUACCGUGCAAGUUAUCGCGUGGAAUCGACACGCGACAAGCGGAAUCGCGUUACGGCUCCUGUUACGUUUAACGAAAUUCCUUGCGUGGAAGUGCUCGCUCGUUAACGUCUUCAUCGCGAAUUCUUCACGCGUCGUUCUAUCGUGUACGCUAUAGAAUACGCGAUACGAGGAGGAGCGAUCGCGCUCGCGGAAAUUCCGCUCGUACACCUUUCGCUGAUCGCGAGAAUAGCCGCGAA
Molecule: messenger RNA, 1940 nt
Organism: Megachile rotundata (alfalfa leafcutting bee)
Lineage: Eukaryota; Metazoa; Arthropoda; Insecta; Hymenoptera; Megachilidae
Source: RefSeq, a predicted model, not a curated record